AUGGAAAAUAAAAUAUUUUAUAUCAAAUAUCUUGACAACCAGCCAGUGAAAAUCAAAACUCACUUUGAUGGAGAACUAGAGAGAAGAACCCCAAUUGAUAGUGUUUUGAAACUAAUUGCUGCUUACAAGACUGCCACCACUCCCCUCCUUGACGCUAUCCCUGUUGACGAGCCCACUCCAUUAUGUGGUGAAUGGAGUGGUGUGAAUGUUGUAAAGUUUUCCAAUUCAAACCAAAUUCCCAUGAGUGCCAUUGAUCUCUUGGAAUGGCUUUCUGGAUCGAAUGUUAAUUCUGCAGUUGAUUUGGCUGACAAACAAGUGCUAUCUCAGCAGCAAACCAAUCUUAAUCAAAAAGUUGUAUUUCCGCUGGCUGGUCGAGAGAAAUCGCUCCAGCACAUUGCAUCAUGCUUUAUGGCCACCUAUCGACAUCGUAGCAAUAUUGAUCGGAAUUCAAGACGUAUUAUUGUAUGUACUGGUAUGCCGGGAUUGGGAAAAACUCGACUUAUGACAGAGUGCUCUAUCACAGUUUUAGACAUGACAGGGAUUCAAGGCAAACGACUAUCGGCAAUCGUUUCUUUUGGAAAUGACACGAACCCAUAUGGCGAAAUUGACAAACUCCUUGGAAUCAAAUGUUCAUUUACCUGGAGAUUGCUCCAUUCGGUUUUCAAGGCGCAAUACAAGUUUGAUGAUUGGAUGCGUGGAAAUUCACCAAUAAACAGAAGCGGGCUCACAAUGACAUUAGCUUUAUCGACCAUUGAGCUUUAUUGGAGUCAGAAAGCUCGAGACAGCAUACUUUUAUUUGUCGGAGUUGACGAGUAUCAAAAACUCGGUCAAGAUGAACUGAGUUCUCUGCUGGAUAUCUUGCCAUUGGUCCUUUUAUUUCGGAUAUACACUGGAUUCGUGGUCAGUGAAGCCUUUGCUCAAAAUGCCUUUCAUCUAAGCGGAGUGCCAAGACUACUGACUGAGUUUGCAAAACAAGUUGUAUCCAUGAAGCCGAAUGAUCUAACCGAACACCGUUUUCGGGAGGCAAGAAUGGUUGCGCUUUCAAACUUGCAGCAUCAUCAAUUGUCACUCGCUGAUAUUUUGAAGCUACUGGCGAUUUCUUUUACAAACAUGCCUGUUACAUAUCUACUAAACUGUCCGUUUUCUGAAUCAUCGCUACCUUCUGCAAGAAACCUUACUUGGAGUCAAAUGGUUUCAAACGGGAUGUGUCAAAUUCAAGAUGAUGGUCAAGUGAUUGUACCAUUCCAUAUCAUUGUUCAGGCUUUGGAGAGGCCAUUGAGUCAAAGCGUCGGUCUAAACCAAUUUGGAGCGGCGCUCCUAUCAUCGUUGAAUGGUUUGUCGCUUGACGUUGAAUAUCCACUUUCCAACAUGACUCGUUGGUCACCAUGGGAGUAUUUUGGUGCUAGUUUCUACUGUAUCAGAAUCAACUCGUUUCUUGUAUUGGGAAUAUCGAUACUUUCUUUGUCUGAUAUACUGUGUGGAUCGCGGUUUGAUUCAGGUAUUUUCAAUACUCAAGUUCACAUCAGAAUUGCUGAAGUUUUCCAAUCAAACGAGCAAUAUGGACCUGAUAUGCCACGAAUGAUCACUCGGAAACACGACAGCUGUUGUCUCGUUGACUGGGUUGGCGGCGAGACAUUGCAAAUUGUAAUCAAUGUUUUGGAUCAACGAAAACGACUUGGUUCUGAUAUUACAAACUCGAAUCUGACCACUUUCCGAUCGAAAUUACCGAACCCGCCAGCAUGUUUAAACAAGUUCAAGUUGGACUCUGUUUUUGGUCUGAUGAGCAUAUAUUCACAGAUUAAUAUUAACCAUGUUCCAAAUUCAACGUAUUUUGUUUCUGCAUCAGAUUAUCUGUAUUUUCAUGGUUCACUCUAUGAUCAUCCAGGUUGUUCUAUGGCCAUUGAUGUCAAUUCUGCAUUGAAAACAUCGAUUAAACAGAUAUUCUGCGGUACCAAUGAUGAGCAAACGAAUUUGGCAAACAAGGUCAUUGAACAGCGCUACAACAAACGCAUUGCAAGCUAUGAUGAACUUGAAUCAUUGGUGUCACAAUGGGGUGGAAAGCUGAACGAGUCGGCUCGUGCAAGAAUCAAGUUUUAA
This is a messenger RNA of Batrachochytrium dendrobatidis JAM81, 2097 nucleotides long. RefSeq lists its product as uncharacterized. NCBI's taxonomy places the organism in Eukaryota, Fungi, Chytridiomycota, Chytridiomycetes, Rhizophydiales. Bases 1 to 2097 code for a protein of 698 amino acids. The transcript has 4 exons. The record is from RefSeq and is a predicted model, not a curated record.